Molecule: messenger RNA, 874 nt
Organism: Callorhinchus milii (elephant shark)
Lineage: Eukaryota; Metazoa; Chordata; Chondrichthyes; Chimaeriformes; Callorhinchidae
Gene: mrto4
Product: MRT4 homolog, ribosome maturation factor
Biological process (GO): ribosomal large subunit biogenesis; nuclear-transcribed mRNA catabolic process; ribosomal large subunit assembly
Cellular component (GO): preribosome, large subunit precursor; nucleolus
Molecular function (GO): RNA binding
Source: RefSeq, marked provisional
AUGAGGGGCCAGAGACCGACCUGACCGCUGGGGAGCGGCUGGUGAGCGGCCACUGGUUGGUGAGGUUACGGGGGGUACAGGAUGCCGAGGUCCCGGCGCGACAAGAAAGUUUCUCUGACGAAAACAGCAAAGAAAGGAUUGGAAGUCAAACAGAACCUGAUUGAGGAGUUACGAAAAUGUGUGGACACCUACAAGCAUCUCUUCAUCUUUUCCAUCAAGAACAUGAGAAACAACAAACUGAAGGACAUCCGGAAUGCCUGGAAACACAGCCGGUUCUUCUUUGGCAAAAACAAAGUGAUGGCGUUGGCCUUGGGGAAGGGCCCGGCAGACGAGUACAAGGAGGGGUUACACAAGGUCAGUAAAGAGCUGAGUGGUGAAGUUGGCCUCUUGUUCACCAGUCGUACAAAGGAGGAGGUGAUUGAAUGGUUUGAUCAGUUCUCAGAAAACGAUUUUGCCAGAUCUGGAAACCAGGCCACCAUGGCAGUGACUCUGGAUGCCGGACCCCUGUCACAGUUUACACACUCCAUGGAGCCACAGCUGCGGCAACUCGGACUCCCAACCUCACUGAAGAAAGGUGUUGUGGUGUUAUUGUCUGACUAUGACGUGUGUAAAGCGGGAGAUAUUCUGACUGAACAGGCUCGUUUGCUGAAACUGCUGGGACUGGAAAUGGCUGAAUUCAAAGUGACAAUAAGCUGUAUGUGGAACUCGGAGACGGGGGUCUUUGAGAAACUGGCAGCGAUGGAUGAAAGUGAGAAAAGCAGUGAUAAGAUGGAGGAGGAAGAGAAGUGAUGACAGCACUGGCUUGGAACAUCAAAGCCUGAACUCAUGGACAAUAUGUAACUGAACCUUGGAUUUCUAAAUAAAGUGUAAAACU